CAACACUCCAGAGCGGACGGACGGAGCAAGCGAGAAAACAAAUCAUUGUCUGUGUGCCCAGGACAAGUGGUGGAAUUUUGCUCCCUCCUAUUUUGUGCUUCGUUGGGGGGAAUCGCUUAGAGGUUCACAGCUGAACGACGCAGUGUUGCCCCCCCACCACCACCCCCCCCCCUACGCGUGGAGAAGGAAACCCGCUCCCAGGGUUAGAACAGCUCCGAAAGGGAUGGUUUGGCUCGCACAUCCAAUCUGGCAGAUUCCCGUGUCCCUGAUUAUGCUGUUGUCCCUACAGACAGAAGCUAAUCGCCUUGACAACAUGCUGCUGCGAAGUACCGGGAAGCUGAGCGUAGAGAACAAGAUGGAAUCGGAUGACAGCACCAUGUCUACUCCUCCUCAGAAGGACCUCUGGUGUCACUGUCAUCAUCAUUGCCCCGAAGAGUCAGUCAAUAACACCUGCAAGACCGAUGGCUACUGUUUCACGAUAAUGGAAGAAGACGAGUGGGGAGGCCACGUGAUCACAUCCGGGUGCCUGGGUAAAGAAGGCUCUGACUUUCAGUGCCGGGAUACCCCAAAGUCAUCUCAGCGGAGGGCCAUCGAAUGCUGCACAGAACGGGACUUCUGCAAUCGUGACCUUCACCCCACACUUCCGCCUCAGAGCAACCAAGAUUUUGUGGAUGGAAGCACCCAUCACAUGGCAUUGCUGAUCUCCGUCACUGUCUGCAGUAUUAUCCUGGCCCUUCUCAUUAUCUUCUGCUACUUCAGGUAUAAGAGGCAGGAGGACAGGCCACGAUACAACAUGGGCAUUGAGCAGGACGAGACCUUCAUUCCUCCUGGAGAAUCGCUCAAGGAUCUGAUCGAGCAAUCGCAGAGCUCGGGCAGUGGUUCGGGGCUCCCUCUAUUGGUCCAGAGGACGAUAGCCAAGCAGAUUCAGAUGGUAAAGCAGAUUGGCAAAGGUCGUUAUGGUGAGGUUUGGAUGGGGAGAUGGCGUGGGGAGAAGGUAGCUGUGAAAGUUUUCUUCACCAUGGAAGAGGCCAGCUGGUUCAGAGAGACAGAAAUUUACCAGACUGUUCUGAUGAGACACGAGAAUAUCCUCGGUUUUAUUGCAGCUGACAUCAAGGGGACGGGAUCCUGGACGCAGCUUUAUCUCAUCACUGACUACCACGAGAGCGGGUCACUGUACGACUACUUAAAAUCCACAACUCUGGAUACGAAAGCCAUGCUGAAGCUGGCCUACUCCACGGUCAGUGGCCUGUGUCACUUACACACAGAGAUAUUUGGCACCCAGGGGAAGCCAGCGAUUGCCCAUCGAGACCUAAAAAGCAAAAACAUCCUGGUGAAGAAGAAUGGAUCGUGCUGCAUAGCUGAUCUGGGCUUGGCUGUCAAAUUUAUCAGUGAUACCAAUGAAGUUGACAUACCCCUCAAUACCAGAGUGGGCACCAAACGCUACAUGGCUCCAGAAGUGCUGGAUGAAAGUCUCAACAGGAACCACUUCCAGUCCUACAUCAUGGCAGACAUGUACAGCUUCGGUCUGAUCCUGUGGGAGAUUGGCAGGCGCUGUGUGUCGGGAGGCAUUGUUGAAGAAUACCAGUUGCCCUAUCACGAUUUGGUGCCCAGCGACCCGUCCUUCGAAGACAUGAGAGAAGUGGUGUGCAUCAAACGGCUGAGGCCAUCGUUCCCCAACAGAUGGACUAGCGACGAGUGUUUGAGGCAAAUGGGGAAGCUCAUGACGGAAUGCUGGGCCCACAACCCAGCUUCUCGGCUGACGGCGCUUCGAGUGAAGAAAACCUUGGCCAAAAUGUCCGAGUCACAAGACAUAAAGCUUUGAUACAGCCCGGGGACCUGCUCUAAGUCCCAGAGACCCUCAUCGUUGAACCUAACCCGUAAGAGCCAGGAGAGCGGCGGACUUUGUUAAGCCUUCGAAAACUACCUUUACGUAGUCUCAAUCGCAACCCUGUUGAGAUAGCACUGCCACAGGCUGAUCUAUGAGGGAGGAAUGCACUGUACCAAACAGCUAAAAAAAAAACGGCUAACAGUAAAACGCAUCCACCGUCUUUGCUUGCAUAGUGUAAGAAGCAACAGCUGUCUGAUGUUUAACACAGAGGAGAUUGCGCGCUGCUUUCUGUGAAAGCUGUUUUCUUUGUUUUUUUUAAAAAAAGGUAAAAGCAUCGAGAGUCUGAGAAGGCAACUCAAAACGGGAUUAGAAUUGUGGCUAAACUGAAAGGCCAUUCGUU
Callorhinchus milii (elephant shark) is the source of this 2228-nucleotide messenger RNA. It is a transcript of the gene bmpr1ba, whose product is annotated as bone morphogenetic protein receptor, type IBa. Gene Ontology annotation, cellular component: signaling receptor complex; plasma membrane. The transcript is spliced from 12 exons. Gene Ontology annotation, biological process: protein phosphorylation; BMP signaling pathway; dorsal/ventral pattern formation. NCBI's taxonomy places the organism in Eukaryota, Metazoa, Chordata, Chondrichthyes, Chimaeriformes, Callorhinchidae. The record is from RefSeq and is a predicted model, not a curated record. Bases 224 to 1822 code for a protein of 532 amino acids. Gene Ontology annotation, molecular function: ATP binding; SMAD binding; transforming growth factor beta receptor activity, type I.